AAAAAGCGACAAGUGAGAAUAAUGUGAACGAAAAUUGGGGAUCAAUACUCGAUGUAUGCGAUAUGGUCACUUCAAAUACUGGUUCAGCUAAGGAAUGUCUAAGAGCAAUUUUGAAACGAAUGAAUCAUGAAGAUCCACAUGUUAUUAUGCAGGCUAUAACACUUUUGGAUGCAUGCUCAAGUAAUUGUGGCAAGCCGUUCCAUCUAGUGAUUGCUUCAUAUGAGUUUGAAACUGAAUUUCGACGCUUAUUAACAAAAUCACAACCAAAAGUGGCAGCUCGAAUGUGUCAGGUGCUAAAAUCUUGGGCUGAAACUGAUUAUAAAAAAGAUCCUGAGCUAAAUUUAAUCCCUUCACUGUGCGAGAAACUUAUGCAUGAAGAUUAUGAUUUUGGUAGUUUAUCUGAUAAACCAAAAUCAAAAUCAUCUGCAUCAAAGGAGCAAAAUGCUGCAAAUACUCAACAACAAGAAGAAGCUGAAAUUGCCUAUGCGAUUCAACUAUCGCUGAAAGAUUCCAAAUCUAGUCCGAAACAUCAAGUUGGUUCUAGCAGUGCUACUAGUAACACCAGUUCAGCUUAUCCUUCACUGUAUCCAUCAGUAGCGGGUGCCGGUUCGUUAGGAAGUGUUAAUUCAACUGGUACUGGUUCCAAUAAUUCAGCAACAUCACAAACAGAACCACGUAAAGUGCGUGCUUUAUAUGAUUUUGAAGCUGCUGAAGAAAAUGAAUUGACUUUCUUUGCUGGUGAAAUUAUACACGUUUUAGAUGAUACAGAUCCGAAUUGGUGGAAGGGUAUGAAUCAACGUGGUGAUGGUUUGUUCCCAUCUAAUUUUGUUACUGCAGACUUAUCUGUUGAUCCAGAACGUUUAGAUAUUAACCAACAAAGUAAGUCAAAGAAAAAUGUACAAUUUGAUGAUGACGUUAAGGAGCUGCAACAAAAGACUGAAGCUGCUGCCGUUGCAGCUGCCAAUCAACAAGUUGAAAUUGAUGAAAUAAAAAUAGAUCGUUUGCUGCAUUUGUUGCAUGAGGCAAAUCCUGAAGAUCCAUCACAAGAUAGCGAUGAAAUGUUACGCUUAGAACAAGAAGUACAUCAAAUGGGUCCUUUAAUUGAUGCAGAACUUGAACAUAUUGAUCGCAAGCAUGCACAAUUAACGCAAUUGUCGAGUGAUUUGGUAGAUGCAAUUAAUAUGUAUCAUUCUUUGAUGCGUGAUGGUGCCAUGAUGAAUAAUGGUAAUAUUUUACGAAGUGGUAAUAUGAUGCAACAAUACCCAGGUUACGGUGCGUCUCCUGAACAGAGGGGGUCUACGUGGGGGUUACGUGGUUAUGCUCCUCAAAUGUCCGCUAACUAUGGGCUUCAUUCGUUACCAUACAGCAAUACAGGUCAAUUACCACCAAUGACAGUACCACCAACAAAUGAUGCAUCAAUUCCUAAUACAGAUAUUAUGGGUGUGCCUGGUAGUACUUUUCCACCAAACGCGCAGUUACCAAUUUUAAGCGUUGGCCAGCAGCAAAUAUCUGUGCCAAUGUCACUACAAAAUGGACAUCUUAAUUCACAACCAAUGAAUAGCCUUAUGAAUGCAUUGCCACACAUAAAUUCGUCAAUGCCACUUGGACAACAAAUGCAACAUCCACAUCCACAUCCACAAAAUUUUCAAAUGUUACCACAGCAAACACAACAGCAAUUACCACCACAAUCGCAGUAUCCACAGCAGCAGCAACAACAACAACAACAGCCAUCGCAGUCUCAAUAUUCUCAACAGCUUCCUACUACGGCACCAACAACAACUACAUCGCCAAUGCCACUCAAUGGCACAACAUCAGUUAUUGCAAAUGAAACGCAAACUCAAGGUGGUUCUAUGUUACAACUACCACAACAGUCAACACAGCAGCAACAACAAUUUAUACCACCACUACAUCAAGCUCCACCAGGAACAUAUUUGCCACAACAGAUUCCACCACAGCAACAACCUCAUCAAUUACAACAGCAACAGCAUCAACCAUAUACAACACCAAUGCCAAAUGGACCACAAAAUUUUGUACCACAGCCACAGUUGACUAAUGGAGUGCCAGGCAUGAUGCAAUUACCAGUUCUUCAGCAGCAACAACAACCACAACCACAACACCAACACCAACAACAGCUUAACCAAAAUCAUAGUAACAAUAAUAAUACGGAUCAAUUUAGUCAAUUACAGCAACAAAUGUCUGCCAUGUCAAUGGGAAUCAAUCAUCCGGUAAACCAAAAUUUUAUUGUGCAAAAUGAACAAAAAGCUAACAUUCCAAUUUAUCAGCAACAACGGUAAAACUAUACUGAUUGCAUGUAGCAAGCAUCUCUUUGCCGUUCAAAUGAUGUUUCCUUUAUGUGUUUGUGAUUGGCUGAUUUAAUCCGUUUGAUCUGAUCCUCCAGGAGGUGAAAAUUAUAAAUGAUUUAGUUAAAUGAAAGAAAUGCAAAGAGUGUAAAAGCAGGCAAAUAUAUAUAUAUUAAAA
Messenger RNA from Teleopsis dalmanni, 2478 nucleotides. RefSeq names its product signal transducing adapter molecule 1-like. Gene Ontology annotation, biological process: protein transport to vacuole involved in ubiquitin-dependent protein catabolic process via the multivesicular body sorting pathway. Gene Ontology annotation, cellular component: ESCRT-0 complex. Gene Ontology annotation, molecular function: ubiquitin binding; phosphatidylinositol binding. The record is from RefSeq and is a predicted model, not a curated record. NCBI's taxonomy places the organism in Eukaryota, Metazoa, Arthropoda, Insecta, Diptera, Diopsidae.